CGACUCCCGCCAGGCGCCGCGGCGCAGCGCAUGAGCCCUGCUCGGCUCCGGCGCGUCUAUUAUGCUGCCGGGGCCGGCGAGCCAAAGAGGAGCCGGCCGCGCGGGCUGGGAGGGGACGGCCGCCGGAGCCGCCGAGGCCAAGUGCUGCGGGGUUGGGCCCAGAGAUGGGAUGUGGCGCCUCGUGGGGAGCGCAGAGGAAGCCAGGGCCUCCCCCCGCCGCUGCUGUGACGGCCAGUGAGUGAGCAGCUGGAGGAUGUCCACCACCACGACGGCCGCCCCCACGGGGGUCCCGGCGGCCCCGGGCCCCGUGAACCCGCCCCCGCCGGAGGUCUCCAACCCCGCAAAGCCCGGCCGCAAGACCAACCAGCUGCAGUACAUGCAGAACGUGGUGGUGAAGACGCUCUGGAAACACCAGUUCGCCUGGCCCUUCUACCAGCCGGUGGACGCCAUCAAGCUGAACCUGCCCGAUUAUCAUAAGAUAAUAAAAAACCCGAUGGACAUGGGGACUAUUAAGAAGAGACUAGAGAGUAAUUACUAUUGGAGUGCAAGUGAGUGCAUGCAGGACUUCAACACCAUGUUCACAAACUGCUACAUUUACAACAAGCCCACAGAUGACAUAGUGCUAAUGGCCCAAGCCUUAGAGAAAAUUUUUCUGCAGAAAGUGGCCCAGAUGCCCCAGGAGGAAGUGGAAUUAUUACCCCCUGCUCCAAAGGGCAAAGGCCGGAAGCCAGCUUCGGGAGCCCAGAGCGCAGGUUCACAGCAGGUGGUGGCCGUGUCCUCUGUGUCCCCAGCCGCUCCCUUCCAGAGCGUCCCCCCUGCUGUCUCCCAGACGCCCGUCAUUGCUGCCACCCCUGUGCCAACCAUCACCGCGAAUGUCACAUCGGUCCCCGUGCCCCCGGCUGCUGCCCCGCCGCCCCCCGCGACGCCCAUCAUCCCCGUCGUCCCUCCCACGCCUCCCGUGGUCAAGAAGAAGGGCGUGAAGCGGAAAGCGGACACCACCACGCCCACGACGUCAGCCAUCACCGCCAGCCGCAGCGAGUCGCCCCCACCGCUGUCGGACCCUAAGCAGGCCAAGGUGGUUGCACGGCGGGAGAGCGGGGGCCGCCCCAUCAAGCCACCCAAGAAGGACCUGGAGGAUGGCGAGGUGCCCCAGCACGCGGGCAAGAGGGGCCGGCUCUCGGAGCACCUGCGGCACUGCGACAGCAUCCUCAAGGAGAUGCUGUCCAAGAAGCACGCGGCCUACGCCUGGCCCUUCUACAAGCCAGUGGACGCCGAGGCCCUGGAGCUGCACGACUACCACGACAUCAUCAAGCACCCGAUGGACCUGAGCACCGUCAAGAGGAAGAUGGACGGCCGCGAGUACCCGGACGCGCAGGGCUUCGCAGCCGACAUCCGGCUCAUGUUCUCCAACUGUUACAAAUACAACCCCCCCGACCACGAGGUGGUGGCCAUGGCCAGGAAGCUGCAGGACGUGUUUGAGAUGCGGUUUGCCAAGAUGCCCGAUGAGCCGGUGGAGGCGCCCGCACUGCCCGCCCCCGCGGCCCCUGUGGUCAGCAAGGGCACCGAGAGCAGCCGCAGCAGCGAGGAGAGCUCGUCGGACUCGGGCAGCUCAGACUCGGAGGAGGAGCGGGCCACCAGGCUGGCGGAGCUGCAGGAGCAGCUGAAGGCCGUGCACGAGCAGCUGGCUGCCCUGUCUCAGGCCCCGGUGAGCAAGCCAAAGAGGAGGAAGGAGAAGAAGGAGAAGAAGAGGAAGGACAAGGACAAGGACAAGGACAAGGACAGGCACAAGGCCAGGCCCGAGGAGGAGAGGAAGGCCAAGGCCGCCCCACCCGCCAGGCAGCCCCCGCAGAGGAGGGCGCCCGCCAAGAGGGCCAGCAGCACGACGGUGGCCGGCAGACAGCCGAAGAAGGGCGGCAGGCAGGCAUCGGCCUCCUACGACUCGGAGGAAGAGGAGGAGGGGCUGCCCAUGAGCUACGACGAGAAGCGGCAGCUCAGCCUGGACAUCAACCGGCUGCCGGGGGAGAAGCUGGGCCGUGUGGUGCACAUCAUCCAGUCCCGGGAGCCCUCGCUCAGGGACUCCAACCCCGACGAGAUAGAGAUUGACUUUGAGACUCUGAAACCCACCACUUUGCGGGAGCUAGAGAGAUACGUCAAGUCUUGUUUACAGAAAAAGCAGAGGAAGCCAUUCUCGACCAGCGGGAAGAAGCAGGUGGCCAAGUCGAAGGAGGAGCUGGCUCAGGAAAAGAAGAAGGAGCUGGAGAGGCGGCUGCAGGAUGUCAGCGGGCAGCUGAGCAACAGCAAGAAGCCCGCCAAGAGAGAGAAGCCCGGCCCUGUGCCCCCCGGGGGGCCGAGCCGGCUCAGCAGCAGCAGCUCCUCAGCGUCCGGGAGCAGCAGCUCCAGCGGCUCCAGCUCAGACAGCAGCGACUCGGAGUAGACGCGUCCUCCCCGCGAGCACAACCGGAGCCGCCGCCCGCCGGGACCUGCAGCGCCCCUUCUCGGGUUAAUACACUCCUUUUGUUCGUGGUGUGCGGGUUCUCUCCUUGACUCAGUGUUACGCUCUCUUCCAGUUCUUGCUUUAAUAGGUCAAAGCCCUCUUGUGUGUGGACGUGAGGCUCUGUGAGAAGCUGUGAACGGGCAUAAAGUCUUUCCUUCGUAACUGAAUUCGAUCCCUGGGAGGUGACGCCUUCAGGCUCUGACCUGAUGGCCAUAGAGAAAUGUGUAAGGUGUGUCUGAAGCCUCUUGCAGAAGCCCUCCCCUCGUUCCGGCUGGUCUGUAGCCCCGGGGUCUCUUCGCGGGAGGUUCUCAGAGACUGCGCCGUGUUUGAAGGCUGUUAGCUCGGCACAGCUGGCGGCAUUUGCAUCCCUGGGGGCCUGGGCCCCUGCGCUCAUGUCCGAGGGCUCUGCCUGCCUGCCCGGAGAGCCAGGGCUGGGCCGAGCGGGGCGUCGGCGGGGCGCCAGCCAGAGCGCUCGGGGCGGGGCGGGUGCGGGGCGCCGCGGCGAGUCCACCCGGUCUCUGCGGCGUCGGGAGUUCCUGGGAGGGAACGCGGUGGCUGCGUGCGCAGUGCACAGGUUUCCAAACACUGAAACUUUUACCUCAACUUUAAAAAAAAAAAAAAAAUUAAAAAAAAAGACAAAAGGAGACUUUUUUGUAAGGUUUA
This is a messenger RNA of Camelus dromedarius (Arabian camel), 3157 nucleotides long. It is a transcript of the gene BRD3, whose product is annotated as bromodomain containing 3. The record is from RefSeq and is a predicted model, not a curated record. Gene Ontology annotation, cellular component: nucleus; chromatin. The coding region runs from base 254 to 2434 and encodes 726 amino acids. NCBI's taxonomy places the organism in Eukaryota, Metazoa, Chordata, Mammalia, Artiodactyla, Camelidae. The transcript is spliced from 12 exons. Gene Ontology annotation, biological process: chromatin remodeling; regulation of DNA-templated transcription.